This is a messenger RNA of Ornithodoros turicata, 5196 nucleotides long. RefSeq names its product dual specificity tyrosine-phosphorylation-regulated kinase 2-like (gene Dyrk3). The coding region runs from base 146 to 1732 and encodes 528 amino acids. Gene Ontology annotation, cellular component: nucleus; cytoplasm; cytoskeleton. Gene Ontology annotation, molecular function: ATP binding; protein serine/threonine kinase activity; protein serine/threonine/tyrosine kinase activity. NCBI's taxonomy places the organism in Eukaryota, Metazoa, Arthropoda, Arachnida, Ixodida, Argasidae. The transcript has a single exon. The record is from RefSeq and is a predicted model, not a curated record. Gene Ontology annotation, biological process: peptidyl-serine phosphorylation; peptidyl-threonine phosphorylation.
GGCGCUCGUGACGUGACGUGGCCCCCAUAGCAACAAGGCAGACGGAUAAUGGUGGUCCAGUGCAGCACAGCAGAAGCGGGCCGUCCAUGUCACCGGUAAGCCUCGUCAGUUUGUUGCUUGGAGGUACGGGGGCCCUGGGGCUGCUAUGACCACAAAGGAAGGCCCCACGAUGCCCCUGUCGCGUACGCGAUCCCUCAUCGCCAACAUGAAUGGAUCGGCGCCAUCGGAGACUGGAUACUUCACGGAGAAGAAUAACAAUAACAACACGAGUAGCUUGCUCUUACCUCCCAUCAAGAGCCAGACGAUCGCCGGCUUCAAGAUUCAAUCCAGUGUGAACAAGUUGUUCGAAGUGGAGGCACAGAAUGGCGAUUCCGCGGAUAACAAGAAUGGGAAAACAUUGGUUGCGACGCCGGAGCAGGUGAUGAAGCUGUAUAUGCACAAGUUGACGCCGUACGAACACCAUGAGAUAUUUAACUACCCAGAAAUCUAUUUCAUCGGAGCUAACGCUAAGAAACGUCAGGGCAUCCUGGGCACUCCAAACAACUGUGGCUACGACGACGACCAAGGAUCUUACAUGCACGUGGCCCACGACCACAUCGGGUAUCGCUUCGAAAUGCUCAAGGUGAUUGGUAAAGGGAGUUUCGGCCAAGUAGUGAAAGCGUAUGACCACAAGAACCACCAGCACGUCGCUCUCAAGAUGGUUCGUAACGAGAAGCGUUUCCAUCGGCAGGCUCAGGAAGAGAUCCGCAUUCUGGACCACCUCCGCAAGCAGGAUCGCGACAAUACGAUGAAUAUGAUACAUAUGCUGGAACACUUCACCUUUCGCAGUCACACCUGCAUCACAUUUGAACUGCUCAGCAUCAACCUCUAUGAACUCAUCAAAAAGAACAAGUUCCAGGGUUUCUCUCUUCAGCUCGUGCGAAAGUUUGCCCACUCCCUCCUUCAGUGCUUGGACGCUUUGCACCGGAACCGCAUCAUACACUGCGAUCUGAAACCCGAAAAUGUUCUACUCAAGCAGCAGGGACGAUCUGGUAUAAAAGUAAUCGACUUUGGUUCGUCGUGCUUCGAACAUCAACGUGUAUAUACUUAUAUUCAGUCACGGUUUUAUCGAGCUCCCGAAGUGAUAUUAGGUGCCAAGUACGGCAUGCCUAUUGACAUGUGGAGCUUAGGUUGCAUUUUGGCCGAGCUUCUCACGGGCUACCCGCUUUUACCGGGCGAAGACGAAGCCGACCAGCUUGCUUGUAUUAUGGAAUUACUAGGAUCUCCACCGCAGAAGCUGCUGGACCAGUCGAAACGGGCCAAGAACUUCAUUAGUUCCAAAGGCUAUCCGCGGUACUGCACUGUCACUACGCUACCCGACGGUUCAGUCGUGCUUGGGGCUGGACGUUCUCGACGGGGCAAACUUCGCGGCCCUCCCGGAUCAAAAGCGUGGACGACUGCUUUGAAAGGUUGCGACGAUCCUUUGUUCAUCGACUUUCUCAAGCGUUGCCUCGAGUGGGACCCUGCGGCCCGCAUGACGCCCAGCGCUGCGCUAAGGCACGCGUGGUUACGACGUCGUCUGCCACGAACGCCGCAGACGACGACGACUUCCAGUGACUCGACGCAGCGGUCGGUGCCUUCGUCACGUUCCGCGGUCUUCAAGGCGAACACAGCGGCCAAGGCGAACCGACUCGGGGACGAACUUGCAUCCACGUUAAAGUUGCCGCAGAUAUCCGGCAAUCCGGUUUCGUGACGCGGGCAGCUCGGCGGAGUUCAAAAUUGACAAUCGCCACUUCACAGUGGACACUUGUUUCAGGAACCUUCCUUUUGUGGAUACCACGGCUCGAUCCCAUAUUCCGGAUUAUCCGAUCCCUGGCUGGAUGGAUUUCGUGCCGGAUUAUCUCAGCUCUGUGCGUGUUUGUGCGUGAGAGAUGUAUACGCAAACACAAAACAAAAAAAAGUCGUGGUGACGAGUAGGUUUUCUGUUUAAAGAAAGAGAGGCCGUGAACCUCAAAAGCCAGCGGGAUAUCUGGAUUACUACUCCAUGUGGACGGUGGCAAGUCUCAAUACAGAAAUUCUCUCAGAAACCUUUUACGAUGUCAUAGUCAACCAGUGCGUUAUGAAAGUAGUACCAGCUUUGGUAACGCAUUUUUCUUGUUCCUCUUAUCCUCUUCAGUGUCCCUAUUAUUUUGGUCCCUUCACCCCUUUAUUGGGUGGAGGGAAUCGGUUUUUCGUUUCUUUUUUUUUUUCUUCAUGAGAAUCAUAAUUUAUGAAUGAGUGACUUAGUUAUGACUAAUAGGUUGUCCUGCCACUUUUUCUGCUUUCAGUGUGUGUGUGUUUUACUAUUUUCAAUGGGGAAUGGGUCGUUUUCGAGAAUAAUUGUGCCGAUCUGUGAUAUUUUAAUGGAUCUUUACUCUUUUAUCAUCUCUUGGCAACACCUUUUUUUAAACUCUACAAGCAGUUCUGCUGUGAUCUCUUAACGUGUCCAGUCGUCUGCCAAGAGGCAAGGAAUAAAUGCGAUUGGUUUUAGCUAUUUGCAAAAUUGACAACUAGUUCACGCAGGGACGUAAAACUUAAUUUUGAGGACACAUUUGUUAGUUUUAAGCCUAACUCUUUAACAGAUAAAAAUCAAGUUUCCACCACUUUGUGAUGUGUUCCUGGUUAGAAAGUGGCUGUCAGGGUAUUAAAAAAAAAAAAGAAAGGUUGUAGUUCUAAAGUUAGAUCUGGGCAUGACAAUGUGCAAGUUUCAGACAGGAGACGGUAUGGAAUAAUGUGACAGUCGAUCUGGCAUACACAGUAAGGAUAAGUGCAGGAUUCUAGGGUCGUAGGGAUAAUGUUGAUAUCUGGCUGGUCUGUUUCAAAAUUGUGAGUUUUUUUCUUUUAUACCCUGUUGUUGUAGCCAACUGUAAGACUGGCAUGCCUCGAGAUAUAGCAAGACCUUAGGAUCGAUGGAGUGUAUGGGCAGAAUACAUUGUGGUACAGUGUUUGCACAGCACAAUCACUGAGCUAGGAUGACUCGAACAGUGUUCAGAACACCUGUUCUGAAGUCUGGGGUAUUGCAUGCCAUUCUAAGGCUGGCCACUACCACACCAGUGGUAUGUAACUUUGUGUGGUAAAUUCUACCAAAGAACAAAGAGGUCCAAGGUUUGGCCAUUGUGUUCAAGUAACUACUGCCAUUACAUUAUAGUUACUCCUACGAGGGAACUUUUUUCUUUAGCCGAAAUGUUUUUUGUGGAUUUUACUUUGAAGUCGCAAUGCAAUAUUAUUUGAGAAUGUGCUGGUCUGUGCACACCGUCAGUCACAUGCAAGUUUGUCUUUGUGUCUUAUGGAUAUCCUAUAAUCUCUCUGUGGUGUGACAGGACAUUUUUUGAAGUGUUAAUGUCGAGUGUGUCGGUGAAGCAGCAUCGUUAAAAAAAAAGUGUGUAAUCAGUGCUGCUGGUAAAGACAGCAGCUGUACAGUGCAGGAGCAGAGCCAAAACGUUACGUAGAAGUAGUGGAACCGCUGAAGAAGAAGGAAGGUCAAAAUUCGUUUCUGAAGAUCAAGUUUUAAAUUGCAAAUCAGUUUGCGUACACAUGUAUAAUGAUCUUAAGCUGAUAAGUCUUGCCUGUCCAAUGGCAGCAUUCGAUAGCGACAAUGUCGUAGCACAACUGGAGGGACUGUUCUAGACAGACCUAUCUAGUGGACUUAUGGCAUUUGUGUCCCAAGCAGUAUGGUAUGUAAAUAGUUAUCCUUAAAUGAUGUGCAGGGUGCUCCAAGGAAAGUCCACUGCCAGGAGGGUGAAGGACAGUACUGUCCUUCAAUUCCAAAGAGAGGUGCUGCCAGUAGUCUCGAGAUGGAAAUAAAUUAAUGCUGGGGGGGUCACGACUUGUUGAAGAAAAGUGAUAUGAUAUGACAUGACAGUGUGUAUUGCACAGCUUUUUUUUUCUUGGUAGAAUCAAAGUGUCUGCUGUAGCAGGCAUCGCUGACCUUGCCUGCACUAGCAGCGCGUAAAAAUUGUAAAGUAUUAUAAAUGUCUAAUGUUUUUUUUUUAAAUGAUAGGUUUUGUACUCUUUACAAUCAUGUAUCUCUUGGGAACAUUAUAAAGCAUCCCGUGUAAGGCAAGUUAAUCUUCUGAGGAACCAAUAGCAUUGAUGUGAUGAACCAAUAGCUAGGUAUGCCCUUUGAUUAAGCCAUAACAUUCUAUGACCAAGGGUUGUCCAGAGAAACGCAUCUUUCUCUAUUACCAUUUUGUCGAGAAUAUUCGAAGUCAGGUAGUACUGUUCCAGUUGCCACGCACAGAACAUGCCUUGAUCAUAAGCACACACAAAAAAAAGAGAGAGAGAAAAGGGCUCCAAAUGUUUUAGAAUUUUUUUUCUUCUUCUUCCUCUUCUGUUAUAGCGUUUGAGCAAAACUGUGAAUGUAAAUCCACAAAAUAAUGUGCCGUGUGUAAAUACCUACCUUUGCACUACAUUGUGUAGCGAGUCUACGACACUACAGAGUCUCGCGGAAAGCUUGUGUCCACGAAAUCCUCAUCUUACUAGCUGUAGCCUAACAAGUAGUCUGUUGAACAGCCUAGCAGCUUCUUCUCAUGUGUUGCAUGACGGGGGAACCAGUUGCCCUGUUUGGCCAAUCUCUCCUUUUCACUAGCCAGUGUUGAACAGAGUCUGCGUAGGUGAUCAAACUGUGCUAGUAGCUAGUCGCUUGGGACUGUCUUCCAAGAACAUAUUUUUGUAAGAAAAUGGUAGCUCACAGAGUUCAGUGUCUGAACGCCUGUUCAGCGCGAUCCCCGUAGCUUGUUUUGAGAAAAAAUACUAAUGUUCAGUGCCACUUAACAAAACAAAAAAAUCUCCCUUGUUGUUCUGGUGCUACUCAAGAACAAAGAAGAAGUGAGAUCAACUCAUGUUGGAAGGGACGCUGGACUUUGUGGUGUUUGGAACAGACGUGCGUCGUUCAAAGUCAUCCAGCCUUAAAUGCAAGGUGUGCGGGACCUGUGUGAACAUGAACAUGGACAACCGUGUGAAGGGAUUUGCCUGCAUUCCCUCGUGCAGCUAACUGUUGCGAGAGAACACAGGACUUUUUUCUCUUUUGUACAGCUGUGUAUCGUGGUGGCAUAUGUGUGUGUGUGUGCGUUUAACGUGUCCUAGUGUGACGGGCCACGUAAGUUUGUAAUGCAGUUCUCGUGAGACGACUAACGGUGUACAUAGUCGAACUGGAAUUAAAUGACAAAAUGACUUUUA